Molecule: messenger RNA, 4867 nt
Organism: Eriocheir sinensis (Chinese mitten crab)
Lineage: Eukaryota; Metazoa; Arthropoda; Malacostraca; Decapoda; Varunidae
Product: apical junction molecule-like
Exons: 6
Coding region: 110-3379 (1089 amino acids)
Biological process (GO): positive regulation of apoptotic process; intracellular signal transduction; protein phosphorylation
Cellular component (GO): nucleus
Molecular function (GO): ATP binding; protein serine/threonine kinase activity
Source: RefSeq, a predicted model, not a curated record
CCACACACACCCCACACCCAUCAGCACACCCCUCUCAUCCUCUGUGUCUCCCCCAAGGGCCAAAUCUCCACUGCCGCCCCCCAAACAUCCCGGAACACCCCCUCCCUUUAUGCAUACUCUUCCUAACCCGUUCCUCUCCUCCCCCAGGGGCCAGUUCGCCGUGGUGUACCACUGCCGCCACCGCAUCACCGGGGAAGAGUUCGCCGCCAAGUUUUCGUCGCGGUUGCGCCUCGGCGCAGACUGUACGUCGGACAUCCUGCACGAGGUCGGCGUGUGCGCGCUGCUGCGGCAGGCGAAGCGCACCAUCCAGCUGUCGGAGGUGUUCCGCACCGAGACGGAGCUGGUGCUCGUCAUGGAGUACGCCGCCGGCGGGGACCUACAGACGCUGCUGGACGAGGACUUGGUGCCCUACGAGCGUGACGUCAUCAGCUUCACGCGACAGCUCCUGGAGGGACUGGUGUUGGUGCACGACCUCAGCCUGGUGCACCUGGACAUCAAGCCGCAAAACUUGGUGCUAAUGGGAGAGUUUCCGGAUUGCGACGUCAAGCUGUGCGACUUCGAGAUCUCACGGUUCCUGACGCCCGGCCGGGAAGUGCGCGAGAUUCUGGGGACGCCGGACUACGUGGCGCCCGAGAUCCUUCUGUACGAGCCCAUCACCAAAAAGACAGACAUGUGGUCCCUGGGCGUCCUCGUGUACGUGCUCCUGACGGGGUUUCUGCCCUUCGGAGGCGACACGGACCAGGAGACAUUCAUGCAGAUCUCGCGGGGGGAGCUGGACUUCCCCGAGGAGCUCUUCGAGGACAUCUCCGCCGAGGCCAUCGACUUCAUCAAGAGACUCCUCGUCAGGCAGCCCGAGCGCCGCAUGAGUGCCCGGGAGUGCCAGAAUCACGAGUGGAUGAAGAAGGAAGUCACCAGACCCACCCCGUGCGCAGACGUAGUCCCCAGCGUGCCCACAGCCGCGCCCACGCCCACGCCAGCACCAGCAGCUCCCGCACCCACGACACCCGCCCCCACGACGUCCGUAUCGACGAACCCAGUUUCAACGACCCCAGCUGUAGUCAUCCCCACACCCCUCCCCAUCGCUACACCCGCUACUAACACCAUCACACCCGCCGCGCCCACGCCCACGCCCACACCCGCAGCACCCACGCCUAUACCCACGCCAGCACCUGCUUCCACAACACCCAAACCCACCCCGCCCGCACCCUCAGUACCCACGACACCAGCCCUGCCAGAGAUUAACACUCCCACAGUCGACAUUGGCCGCCCACCACUGCACCCACUCACCCCGGUCAAGCAGUUCGCCCCCGCCUUCCCCGAGCCCCUCUCUGGCUUCAACUCCCCCAUCACCGCCGUCCCCCACGCCCUCCUCCAGCGCAGAGAGUCCAGGUCGCUCUCCAGACACAACCUGGACAGAAUCAGAAGCAUGUCAAAGUCCCGAGAGGUCCUGUCAGAGAGGAUCCAGAUGUCCAACUUGAAGAAGACGAUGUCGAAGUCACGCGAGCGGCUCUUCGAUGCACGGCUCGGUGCUUCGAAGUCCAGGGAGCGGCUGAUGGGUCUGCGGUCCUUCUCCCAGUCGGUGGAGGCCCUGUCAGCCCUCUCGCAAUUCAACCAGGAGAACGCCGUCUACCAGAGCUGCAACAACAUCUUCGUGCCCAUGAUCACGCCCACCACCAAGGAGGCCGACGUCUGUAGGAUGUACAAGAGCCUCGCCGCCAUCGACCAGAUCGACGAGUUCGACUGCACGCACAAGCUCGGCUACUUCGAGUCCAGACUAUCCAAGGACGACGAAGACUACAACGACAUCGUCACCAGACACAACACGAGCCUCAACUCCGUCAUCGCAGUGCAGGACUCCAAGCCCGUCGUCAGCAACUACAUGGUGAACGAGGCGAGACUCAGAGGAGGAGGGCGAGGCGGGCGCAGCACCGACAUAUGCGACAAGCGGUGCCCCCGCCACAACCACCGCCAGCCCGAGGCCCAGCCCACGCAGAAGAUCCCGAAGGUGAACCGCGCCGAGCGCAUGAAGCGAGAGGCCCAGCGGAGACGCAAGGAGAAGAAGGAGAGGGAGAGAGAGGAAAAAGAGAGGCAGAAAGCACAGGCAAUAGAGCACGCGGAAGUCAUAGCUCGGAACAACAAAACCACGCACGAAAAGUCAGGCGAAAGUUCAAACUCUCCCGGCGGGCGGCGGCGGUCCUCGUCCCACGUGGAGCAGCGCCUCGCCGAGCGGCACGAGCGCCAACAGGAGAGGCUCGAGAAGCAGGAGAGGAAAAACAGCGCCAUCCACAGAAAACGGGAGCCCACAGAGGCGCUCGACAAAAGCCCAGUCACCGAGAGAGUGCGGCCGGGGAAGAUUUCGAGCGUGCUUGAGGUGCCGCAGGAACGCCCUCGCUGUACCAUGCCAACCAGGAAGAACAGGACCAAGAAAACCUCCAACGCCGGGAGCGACGUGUCCCAAGCCUCCUCCCUCGAGAGCGUAGACGGAAACCUUGAGAGUCCACGCAGUCCAGCAAGACCCAAAAGACCGACGUCGCUGGACUUGCCGGAAAUCAAGAUUUUCCCCGAGGCGAUAUCUCCCGCGUCCCUCGCUGGAGACGUCAACGACAACGUCCUCAAAGAAGACUCUCGCAAGGAAAUCGAUGAGGCAUACAACUCCCUGGAAGAGCCUGCCCUCAACAGGAGCCACAGCACGCCGAGCACCUCCCACACCGAGACCACCACGCCCACCACCACCACGGACGCCAAGCACGAAGAAGUAAAACAAGAGCAACCCAAACCAAGGAGGAAGUUCGCUGAGCUCCUCGACAACCCGCUCUUCGUCAGGCAAGCAGAGAUCAGCAACCAAAGCUGCGUCCAAAACACGCCUGACGCUGAGACUAGCGAAGACCCCGAGAAGGAGAAGAUCCUGAAAGUCGAGUCUGAGCGCAGCGUGUUCGGCUCCUGCGAGUUGACCAUUAUCAAGGAGGAGGAACGACAGGCGCCGAAGAAGGCCGCCCCCUCGUACUUGCGCUCCAUCUCCACGAGCAGCGACCUGGGCAGCAUGGUCAGCGCCAGCAGCGAGUGUUCCCUGGAGCGAGAGGAGGGCGGCGGCCGCAGCCCAGCCACCGACGUCGAUUCCUUGGAGUGGAGGAGUCGGACGCGCGCCAUCAGCUUCCUCAACAACCCGUCCUCCCCGAGGCCCCGCGUCCUGUCCCGCUCCAACUCGAUGCACCUGGACUCCCCCGUCAACCCGGCGCGGCCCUGGGGCAACCUGUGCGACGGCGCCGUGGCCCGCGCCAUGGAGAAAUUCAAGAAGCCCGAGGAUCAGGCGGCAACCAAGAAGACCCGCCGCCAGUCCUCGCCCGUCAUGUCCCCGUCGUCAUCGCCGCGGCUGCACUGAGAGAACACCCAGGCCAACGUCAUUCGUCUCUAAGAACUACUAGUCCACUGUCUACCCACCAAAUAUUGCUGCCUCAGUCAUUACUGUUCAAUCUAACGCGUAAAGACACGAUGACCAAUGGAUAAUACCAAUGAAUAACUAAGUCGAUUAAUCUCUCAAGGCAUUAAUUUAACCAAACGUGACGAAGGUAAACACGGCACGCGGCGCCCCUGCUAAGACACGUCCCUUGUCCGCCGGACCCUCGCCCCGGCAGCGGCCUGGACGCUGCCUCCCGAAAUCGUCUUUCAUCCCAGCACUCCGGAGCGCAGCAAGUUCCUCCCCGCGGCGAGGGCUUCACGGCAUCAUUCACCCUCCUUUUCAAUGCCCGCCAAGCAAACAGACAGCUGACAAUAUAAAUUUUCUCGUUUAGAUUAAUAAUGACGCCAAAACUUAAUUACUUGAGACGCCAAAGCUUACUGGUCAUGUGCACAGCGUCCCGAUCACUCCUCGAGCCCUAACCACAAGGCGCCGAGGCGCCACCCGCGACGAGGCGCUCAUGUGAUGCCUGCGUGCCUGUGUUUGCCUUCCCUUUCUCAUCGCAGACGUGCCUGCCGACGCGGUGCUUACAAAACGGGUAUUUACACUUCUUGACGACACUGGUGCCGUGCCAACCCUGCCCUCCGCCCGGGAACCCAGCGACCGCUCCCAACACGCGCGACGCUCCCCUCAAACACUAACCAUCAACGAGCCACACAUUGCUUUCAUGAGUGAGGCUAAAGCUGUCCCCAAACUUUGUCAUGAGUAACUAUGAGGUGAAAAAAGUGCCUUUUAGUGCACUUGAGUGUAAAAGUGCCUUUGGAAAGCUUAAUUCAAAGUAGGUAUUCGCGUGAAGUGCAUCCCCAGGAGUGACCAGCCGUGCGGAGCCCGCCAGCUGCUGCACGGAGACGGGACCUCUGCCCUGCACCCUGGGACGCGCGCAGGACAGCCCCUCCCCCCAACGACACCCUGCCCAGUGCUGAAGCUUAUGUAAUCACACACACAUAUAUAUUUACCGAACAAUAAAUCUCUACGAAGCAUAUUUUUUUGUAUUUCACUCGACUUACAGCGGGCGAGGCGAGCUGCUUCAUUGCCGAGACGAGGCGCUUCGCCUCGCCGCUAGUCAUGUACAAGUGACUCACUGUGAGGGUUGUGUGCCUGCUCACGGCCUUCACGAGUAAGAUGUAUGAGAAGGAGACCUUUAUCUCUUCUAAUGUACGGACCGUAACACUUUUUCUAGCCUGUAGGAGUAGCCUCUAACAGCACCAACAUUAUACUCUGAGCGGUGCACGGCAGCAAGACUCCUGCCUCGAAGUCUCGCUUGCUGUGUGCGCACGCCUGUAGCCAUUACCUUGUCAAUACUGCUUUAUGUGAUAACACAUUAACCUCCUUUGUGUGCAUUACCAAACAUAUAAACAUGUGGGAUCCUGACUCUUCAUUUAUGUUUAUGGAAAUAAAAGUUUGACGACGAUG